This is a messenger RNA of Belonocnema kinseyi, 1335 nucleotides long. RefSeq names its product facilitated trehalose transporter Tret1-like. The record is from RefSeq and is a predicted model, not a curated record. Gene Ontology annotation, biological process: transmembrane transport. Gene Ontology annotation, molecular function: transmembrane transporter activity. NCBI's taxonomy places the organism in Eukaryota, Metazoa, Arthropoda, Insecta, Hymenoptera, Cynipidae. The transcript has a single exon. Gene Ontology annotation, cellular component: membrane. The coding region runs from base 1 to 1335 and encodes 444 amino acids.
AUGGAUAUUGGAGCAUUCAUGUCUUGGGCAUCACCUGCCCUACCAUAUCUGAAAAGCAAAGCAUCAGACAUUCCUAUAACAGUAACACAGGGACCAUGGUUAGCAGCUAUUGGUAAUCUCUUUGCCAUACUUGGGCUGCUUUCAUGCCCCACAAUCAUGAACAAAAUAGGUCGAAAGUACACCAUAUUGUUUUUCGGACUAAUUCAACUGAUAUCUUGGCUCUUUAUUUAUUUUUCCCGCAACUUCCUUUUCUUAUUAAUUGGAAGAAUUAUUUCUGGAAUAGGCUAUGGAGGUAAUGGCAUCGUCCUACCUGUGUACAUAGGCGAAGUCUCUGGAAAAAUAAUUAGAGGAAGAUUUCUAAACUUUAUCAAGAUUAGCUCGAACUUCGGCAGUUUUAUGAUGGUAUCUGCCGGGGCUUUUCUACCUUAUCAUACUAUGAAUCUCGUAAUGAUUUCAUUACCAGUUACUGGAAUCCUUUUAUUACUCUUAGCGUCUGAAUCUCCGUACUAUUACUUGAUGGAAGGACGUGACAAUGAAGCUGUAGAUGUGCUAAUGAAAUUAUCUUCUGUGAAAAAACCUGAAACGGUGAUGGAAGACAUUAAGAGAAUGAAGAAUGCCAUUGAGGAAAAUGAUAAGCUGAAAAAGAGUAGUAUACAAGAGAUCUUUGCUGACAGAGGUAGCAGAAAAGCUUUUAUUAUUUUUGUCAUUGUUCAGUUUACUUAUUGUUUUUCGGGAUAUUUUGGCAUCAGAGCAUAUGCCCAAGAAAUUCUUAGCUAUAGCAAUUCACCUGUUGCACCAGAAUAUGAAACGAUGAUACUGAUGGGAUUCCAGAUAUUUGGUGGUUUGCCAUCUGCUUUAUUGAUAGAUCAUUAUGGUCGAAGACCAGCUUAUUUACUAUCUGGAAUAUUGUCUGCAGUUACUUUAGGAGUUGGUGGUCUUUUCUUCUUCAUGAAAUUUUUCAUGGAAGCAGACGUUUCUUCAUUUACCUGGAUACCUCUAACUAGUUUGAUAUUCUUUUUUGUUGUGUGCAAUAUGGGAAUUGGCUCUUUGCCAUAUAUCUACGCUGGAGAAUUAUUCUCUGUGAAUACUAAAGGAACAGCUCUAAUUGGCGGCGGACUUGUUGUAUCAUUAGGAGGAUUUUUGGCAAAAAUAUUAUUACCAAUUAUAAACAAUGAAGCUGGCAUUUACACUGGUUUUUGGGGUUUUUCUGUUUUUUGCAUUACUGGGCCGAUUAUUAUUUGGUUCACCAUGCCUGAAACUAAGGGAAAAAAUUUGGAACAAGUUUUAGUUUUAUUGAAAACGAAAAAUAAAAAAUGUAGAGACAUUAUUUGUUAG